AUGGAAUCGGAUUUAGAAUUCAUUCUAAAAACCUACAUCCUCCAGAAGAACCCCCUACCUCUUGAUGAGAUCGAAAAGGUGUUAAAGGAGGAAACUGCCUCAAAGGAAAAUUUACAAGCAUCAAUACAAAUCCCACAACCUUAUUUAGUAAACACAUUGGGAACUUUUAACAUGAUACGUCAGGCGGUGAUUCUGAGGGCACGGAACGUGCCCAAUGAGGACAAGGCCAGAGGGGUGAUCAUCAAUACCUCCAGCGUCGCCGCAUUUGACGGACAGAUGAGUGAGGUGGCUUAUGCAGCGAGUAAAGCUGCAAUCGCAGGAAUGACACUACCAUUAGCUCGAGACAUUAAGAUGUUUGGGAGUUUGGAAUCCGAGUGUGUACAAUCUGUCGAGGCAUGUACAAGUGUAUUCGACACUCCUUUGCUAGCAGCCUUGCCACAGAAAGCAAUUGAUGCCCUGACCAAAACAGUUGUUUUUCCUCAGAGACUUGGAAAACCGGAUGAAUUUGCACUAAUGUUUCUAACAAUUGUUGAAAAUCCUUAUCUGAAUGGAGAAACAAACCGAUUGGAUGGAGCUCUUGGAAUGGUAUGACAGUCCUCAAUUCCUAUUGGAUCAGUAUUGCUUAUUGUGAUGUCAUAGACUGAGAGCACUGUAAACUGAGAGCAUUGUGAAGUUUUGAUUGGGCGAAUUAAUGCAAAAUGACAACAAAUCACAUGAAAGUUGUGAACAAAGAUUUUUUGUUUCAUUGCUGUAAUGUGAUCCAAGAAAUUAUACAAGAUGAAAAUGCUAUAAUGUGUUUUUG
This is a messenger RNA of Magallana angulata, 802 nucleotides long. Its product is annotated as 3-hydroxyacyl-CoA dehydrogenase type-2-like. Gene Ontology annotation, biological process: fatty acid metabolic process; estrogen metabolic process; androgen metabolic process. NCBI's taxonomy places the organism in Eukaryota, Metazoa, Mollusca, Bivalvia, Ostreida, Ostreidae. Gene Ontology annotation, molecular function: estradiol 17-beta-dehydrogenase [NAD(P)+] activity. Gene Ontology annotation, cellular component: mitochondrion. The record is from RefSeq and is a predicted model, not a curated record. The transcript has 4 exons. The coding region runs from base 1 to 591 and encodes 196 amino acids.